Molecule: messenger RNA, 388 nt
Organism: Saccostrea cuccullata (small rock oyster)
Lineage: Eukaryota; Metazoa; Mollusca; Bivalvia; Ostreida; Ostreidae
Product: fibroleukin-like
Exons: 3
Source: RefSeq, a predicted model, not a curated record
AUGCAGGGAAAUGACGUCAUCCAUCAAUUAACUAAAAACAAAUCUUCUCUGUACGUGUCCAUUACUUUGACCAAUGGAACCACUCUAUACCAACAGUACGGGACGUUCUCUGUAAACAACGAAACAGACAACUACAGACUUUACCUGGAUGGACCUACGGAAGGGACCUUAGGAGACAGUAUGUUAGACUCAGGGAGUACUGGUGGAGAUCUGUCUGGGAUGUACUUCUCUACCCCAGACAGGGAAAAUGACAAAGCUCCUCUGUAUCACUGCGCCAUUGAUUUUGGAGGAGGAGGCUGGUGGUUCCACGCCUGUUGUCACGCCUUCCUGAACGGCGCCUGGUCGUCUGAUUCCUGGCACAAUCCUUGGUACCCGCUUGUUAGUUUAG